Messenger RNA from Metopolophium dirhodum (rose-grain aphid), 6958 nucleotides. RefSeq names its product AP-2 complex subunit alpha (gene AP-2alpha). Gene Ontology annotation, molecular function: clathrin-cargo adaptor activity. The coding region runs from base 669 to 3509 and encodes 946 amino acids. Lineage: Eukaryota; Metazoa; Arthropoda; Insecta; Hemiptera; Aphididae. Gene Ontology annotation, biological process: clathrin-dependent endocytosis; intracellular protein transport. The record is from RefSeq and is a predicted model, not a curated record. The transcript is spliced from 20 exons. Gene Ontology annotation, cellular component: AP-2 adaptor complex; membrane coat.
UAAGCCGUCUCCGGACUCGUAUGUCUGUCGUAGGCGGGUGUUACGUUUGUAGGUGCGCAGCUGCGGGUGUCCGGUCGCUCCCCUCGACAGACUCGACGUAUUAUUAUUUCGUUCUCGACCGCAAGACGAGGCUUCAGCGGCUUUGCGCUGCUCGACAUGGCGAGCGAGUCGCGAUGUCCGCCCAGCAGAUAGCGCGCGUGCGGAAGGUGUGAUAGCGGGACGAGUGUUGGAAGCGGACGCGGUCGUGGAGUGGGCGGGAAGGGAGUAGUAGGACGUUGACGACGUCUACGAGUUGCGAGUGCGAUUGCGACUACGCCGAUUGCCGCCGUACUGCCGUAGUACACUAUUACCAGGUCUACGAGACGAGUACGGAGAUCGAACGAAAUUUAAAAAUCGGGAGGUGCGACGACGACGACGACGAACGCUUUCGUGUGCGCUGAAAUCCGCCGCCAUGUCUACCGCGGCCGCCGUUGCGCACUGACGCAGAGUGACACCCCAUCGGCACCGACCCGGCGGAGCGUCCGGUCCGGACAGAGCGGAGAGAGCCGGUGACUGACUCGCCACUUGUUUCUCUCGAAUGACUCCGUCACGCCGAUACCGCCAGCAGGUUUUGACAAACUAGAUGUAAAGUACACGACUGUCAAACACUUAUUUCCACGACCGUAAUCAUGCCGGCCGUCAGAGGAGAUGGUAUGCGGGGAUUGGCCGUAUUCAUUUCAGACAUCAGAAAUUGUAAAAGUAAAGAGGCUGAAAUAAAGAGAAUCAAUAAAGAAUUAGCCAAUAUUAGAAGCAAGUUCAAAGGUGACAAGACAUUAGACGGAUAUCAAAAAAAGAAAUAUGUUUGCAAGCUCUUAUUCAUAUUUCUACUAGGCCAUGAUAUCGAUUUUGGCCAUAUGGAGGCUGUCAACUUAUUAUCUUCCAAUAAAUAUUCUGAAAAACAAAUUGGUUAUUUGUUUAUUUCAGUAUUAGUAAAUACUAAUAGUGAUUUAAUAAAACUUAUUAAUCAAAGUAUUAAAAAUGAUCUGCAAUCUCGGAAUUCUAUCCAUGUAAAUUUAGCAAUGCAGUGUAUUGCUAAUAUCGGUAGUAGAGAUAUGGCCGAAGCAUUUGGUUAUGAUAUACCAAAGCUGUUGGUUUCAGGAGACACAAUGGACGUGGUCAAACAGUCAGCAGCAUUAUGUUUUCUACGACUUUUACGUACUAACCCUGAUGUCAUACCCAUAGAUUCAAAUGGUGCCAGUGAGUGGACAUCAAGAAUUGUUCACCUGUUAAAUGAUCAACAUUUGGGUGUAGUCACAGCUGCAGUUUCUCUGAUUGAUGCACUUGUAAAACGAAAUCCAAAAGAAUAUAAAGCUUGUGUCAGUUUUGCAGUUUCUAGGCUAUCCAGGAUUGUGACUGCUAGUUAUACAGAUCUUCAAGAUUAUACUUAUUACUUCGUCCCAGCUCCAUGGUUGUCUGUUAAAUUACUUAGACUUUUACAAAAUUAUUCAACUCCGGAAGAUGCAGGUGUGAGGGUUAGAUUGAACGAAUGUUUGGAGGCUAUUUUAAACAAAGCACAAGAUGCUCCAAAAUCAAAAAAAGUGCAACAUUCCAAUGCUAAAAACGCUGUAUUAUUUGAAGCAAUUAGUUUGAUUAUUCACAACGAUAGCGAACCAAAUUUACUUGUGAGAGCUUGUAAUCAGCUGGGUCAAUUUUUAUCUAACCGAGAAACAAAUCUGAGAUAUUUAGCUUUGGAGUCCAUGUGCCUUUUGGCUAAUUCUGAGUUUUCACACGAAGCUGUCAAAAAACAUCAAGAAGUUGUUAUAUUAUCAAUGAAAAUGGAAAAAGAUGUUUCAGUUAGACAACAAGCUGUCGAUUUACUUUAUGCUAUGUGUGACAAGUCAAAUUCUGAGGAAAUAGUUCAGGAAAUGUUGAAUUACUUAGAAACUGCUGACUAUUCAAUAAGAGAAGAAAUGGUAUUGAAGGUAGCUAUAUUGGCUGAAAAAUAUGCAACUGAUUACACGUGGUAUGUGGAUGUUAUACUAAAUUUAAUUAGGAUAGCUGGAGAUUAUGUUUCUGAAGAAGUUUGGUAUCGUGUUAUUCAAAUUGUAAUUAAUAGAGAUGAUGUACAAGGUUAUGCUGCCAAAACUGUAUUUGAGGCAUUACAAGCACCUGCUUGUCACGAGAAUAUGGUAAAAGUCGGUGGUUACAUCCUUGGAGAGUUUGGUAAUUUGAUUGCUGGUGAUACUCGAUCUGCACCAAAUGUCCAGUUUCAAUUAUUACAUUCCAAGUAUCAUUUAUGCUCACCAAUGACUCGAGCAUUAUUACUGUCAACAUAUGUAAAAUUCAUUAACUUGUUCCCUGAAGUAAAAACUACAAUCCAGGAAAUUCUUAAGCAAGAUAGUAAUUUACGAAGUGCUGAUGCUGAAUUACAACAACGAGCUUCUGAGUAUUUGCAACUGUCAAAAAUUGUAUCGACAGAUGUUUUGGCUACAGUUUUGGAAGAGAUGCCAUCUUUCCCAGAACGUGAAUCAUCAAUAUUGGCUGUCCUAAAAAAGAAGAAACCGGGUCGAGUGCCAGAAACUGAAACGUUAGAAAACCAUAGUCCCCAACCUUCUCCAAUAAGUCAUCAAAAUAAUCAUGUUAAUAAUCACACCAAUUCCAACAGCAAUUCUGCAGAUCUGCUAGGUUUAUCAACACCAGUAGCAUCUACAACACAUACAAGUAACGCCAAUGUUUUAGUUGAUGUCUUGGGAGAUUUAUAUGGUGGCGGAGGAUCCACGGGUUCAAACUCAUUGAGUGCCAGUCAAAAUAAUUAUAAUCCAAAAAAAUUCAUAUGUAAAAACAAUGGAGUACUAUUUGAAAGUGAAUUAAUUCAAGUUGGUGUGAAAUGUGAGUUUAAAAGAAAUUUGGGACGUUUAGGUCUGUUUUAUGGCAACAAAACUACAAUUCCACUGCAGAAUUUUGCUACAGUAUUAUCUAGUCCACAUCUUUGGGUCACUAAAUUAGCUAUACAAAUUAAGCCUAUUGAGCCAGUUCUGGAAGCUGGGGCUCAAAUACAACAAUUGGCAAUUAUUGAAUGUGUAGAAGAAUACGCAGACACACCUGUUAUAAAUGUUUCAUUUGUGUACAAUGGAGUACCACAAAAUGUUUCCGUGAAGCUACCAGUGACUUUAAAUAAAUUUUUUGAACCAACUGAAAUGAACAGUGAGUCUUUCUUUGCUCGGUGGAAGAAUCUUGGCAGUAAUCACGAUCCUCAAAAGUCUCAAAAAAUCUUCAAGGCAUCACAGCCAAUGGAUCAAGUAUCAACAAGGACAAAACUAUCUGGAUUUGGUAUGCAAUUACUAGAUGGCAUUGAUCCAAAUCCUGACAAUUUUGUUUGUGCUGGUAUUGUUCAUACAAAAACACAACAGAUUGGAUGUUUGCUACGUUUAGAACCCAAUAAACAAGCUCAGAUGUAUCGUUUGACGGUAAGGUCCAGCAAAGAACCUGUAUCCAUUGAAAUUUGUGAUCUUUUGGCUGACCAGUUUUGAAACUCUGGUAAUAACUAAUAGUCGUGUAAAAACACCAUGGAAUAUUAUUUUUUUUGUGAUUUUGAAUUAUUGUUUUAUUUGCAUUAUGCACGCACACACUAGCCUCAUGUACGCAUACAAAUCUAAAAUCAUCUGUGAAUACACAUAAAUUAAAACGUUCUAAGUCUGAGAUCGUAUAGUUUAUUUUAUUAUAAUUUUUAUGUAAUUUAUUUAAUUGUUUUUCUUUUAAUGUAUUUUAAAUUGUAUGCGUACAUGUAUGUGGAUAACAAGUGUUGCCAAGACCCCAAAGAUGUUAAGUGGUAAAAUUAAAAAAUAUUUUUAUUUAUUUAUUAUGGAGAAUAAUUAAAAUGUAGGUUUCUUUUAUAUUAAUUUAUAAACAUCAUCAUUAUUUUUGUUUUCAAUUUUCCAAAACUGUAAUGAGUACACUACUACUGCUAUAGUACUAUUAUACUAGAGUAUUAUGUGUGAUGAUUCUCUUUCUUUUACUGUAAUCUUCUCAAAAUUCAAUAUCUGGAAAUUUAAUAAAAAAAAAGUUUCUUGACAUUAAUUUGAAUAAUAAAGUCCUGUUUUAUUUAUUAUUUUUUAUAAAAACUAGGUUAUAUAAUGUUUUAGAAGUUACCACAAAAACUUAAAGCAAAAUACAUUUAAAUAUGCUUGUUUUGUUAAAUUAGGAAAAGUUUGAUAAAAAAAAAAGAUCUUAAAGAGCAUUGUAAAUAUAUAUAUUAGAAUAGUAAAUAAAUUUGCUAAUAUAUAUAUCCUACACAGUUAUUGUGCAAACUAUAUCUUGUAAUAUAUAGAAACCUAGGUUUAUAUAAAUAUAAUUUAUACACAUCUAUAUAUGUAAUAUAUAUGUUACAAAUAUUGUUUUAGUCACUAGGCUAGUAUUUUAUUUAUUAUGCCAUUUUAAACUAUUACAUAAAAAUAAUAAUUAUGAGCCGCAUUUUCAACCUAAUUAGUUAAAAAAAAGUUGUAUUAAGUGGUGAUACUGGUUAAUAAUUAAAUUUAAAAACCGCAUUCGUUAAUUACCAUCACAAUAGAAGUAAUAAUCAAUUUUGUUUUGGAAAUUCUUUUAGUUCUAAAUAAUUGUUUCCGUUACACGAUCUAGUGGGUCUGGUUGAUAAUAUUAAUCACAAAAAAAUUAACUAUAAAUCAUUAAUCUCAUUUUUCAUUGAUGUGAUUUCUUCCUAAAUUGAGUAAAUAUGAAUAUGAUAUAAUAAAUUAUUUAUUUUAUUUUUAUUAAAAUAAAAAUAAAACCAAUAUUUUUGUAUCGUUUAACCAAUUGAUCUUCCCGGCCGUGUUAGUUCUCUCUACUCCUUGGAAUGCUCCAUCUUUUAUUAUAUUUAUUUUUUGGGUGUAACUAGAACCUAUAUAUAACACCAUCUUGUUAUGUACAAAGGAAAAUAUUUUCAUCAAAUGUUUUAAGUACCCUUAGAAUUGUAAUAAACCUUGACCUCAUAAAUUUAUGUUCGACCAUAGUUCAACUAUAGUAAAAUUAAACUAUACUUACUAAAUUAUAUUCACCUGAUAGUUCUUAUAAGGACAUAUUAUUAACUUAAAAUAACCUACUAGCUUUGCUAAUGAUAUAUUAUACAUAUAUUAUUAUUAUUAUUAUUAUUAUUAUUAUACCGUUAUUUUCUAAGUAUGACAAUAUAUUUAAUUACUAUUAUAUUAUCAUAUUUUAUAAACAAUUUAACUUAACAUGUGAUCCAUCCUUUUAUCCUAAUUAUUUAUUUUUAUUUUGUAUUCUAUUUUAUUAGACAACACUUUAAAAUUGUCUAAAAAAUAAUUCUCACUGAUAUAAUAUAUAUGAAAAAAAAAUUAUAAAUGUGACUAUUAGUAAUUAUUUAUUGUUAAUUUACAUUAUUUUAUACCUUGUUUUUUUUUUAUCUAUCUUUAUUUAAUUUAUUUCCAUGUAAUAAUCGAAGGUUGCAAUUUAUAAUUAUUGCAUUUCUUGAGCUUUAAAACAGUGGUUUGAAUAUAUAUAACUAGUAUUACUUCGUAGCUAAUAUAUUUCAAUGUUAUCAUAGACAAUACAAUAUAAUAUGAUAUAUAAAUAUAUUAGUCGAUAAUGAUUGGCUAUUGUAUGUUCUAGCUCUAGUACUUUUCUUAACUUGUUUUAUCACUUAUCAACAUCUCCAAAAAUAAAAAUAAAACACUGUGUUUACAGAGAAUAAUUACCCAUUUUUAAAUCAAAAGUGUAUCUUUUUGUGUUUAUUUUUCAAGUUAUAAAAUUGUAGAACUUUCAUAUCCAUUUUUAAUUGAACUCACUCGUUUUUUUCAAUACCAAUACAACUAUAUUUUCUACAUUUUAGCAUGUUUUCUUAAUUUUUUUGAUUUCUAUAAAUGUUUAAAAUACUUACCCAUUUUCAUGUCAACUGCAGUUCAAUGUCUUAAAUUUUUAAACGAAUUCUUUAAAAACGUUCUUGCAUUCCACUAGUUUUCCUAAUGGUUAAAAGAAAAAUCUACUAUUAAAGUUUCAACGCCAGAGCCAUGGUGUUGUUAACAAAUUACAGGGUUUAUUUUAUGAAUUUAGGACCAAAUUCUUUUUACUAAUAAUAUAAAUGACUUUUUUUCCUUUAUGAUAAAUCACAUGUCUCUAUUUUGACCCCUGUUAUUCACUUCAGAGAAAUCGCAAAAAGUUACUAGUAUACAUGUUUCUGGCAUUUUCCCAACUCAAGUACCAGAAAAUUGCUAAAAAAAAUGACAAUAAGUUUUACUUGAUUACUGCACCACAAGUUGUAAAGUUUGGUUGGGGAUUAGAAUUUCGAACUUACAAAAUUGUGUCAUAGUUUGAAAUUAAAACAGCACAAUAUGUGUUAUAAUAAUUCAAAUUGUGAGAAAUAACUUUUCGUCUCUGCUGUUGUACAGCAAUUGUUAAUUGUGCAUGUUAAUUCCUGUUGCAUGCGUAUAAAAAAUUAUAUAGGUAUAACGUGUGUCAUCAUAUCAUUUCUUAUUUUGUAUUACAUUUUGUUCAUUAGAUUUUGUAUAGUACCUACCUAAUAACAACCUAUAUUAAUAAUAUUUGAUUUAUUAUAUAUUUAUUUAUUGCAGCAGGGACUGAUAUAAGUAAAAUACUAUUUUAGUAAAAUUGAUAAAAUUAGUUGAGAAAAGUAUAUUGUGCUUGAAAAUGUAAAUAUACCUACUAUGGAUAUUAUCUACCUACGUGUUAUUAUUAUUUAUUUGUGUCAUGUUAAUCAUUAUGUUUGGUAGGCAUAAAAUCGGUACGUUUAUUUAUUUAUUUUGCUAAUUAUUGUCAUUUUUAUUGUUUUAUUUUUAUAUUAUUAUUAUAAUGUAUAAUUUGUUAGGUGACGACCAUAGUUUUCGUACUCUCGUCGUCUUUUGUAAAUCCAUAUUAUUAUUUGUCCAUUAUCGUCAUCUCUAAUAAACGUGUACUCAUAUAAAUCAGGCAGUUGGUAAUUUUGUGUACAUAAAUGAUGAAUUAAUACCUA